This is a messenger RNA of Mugil cephalus (flathead mullet), 1615 nucleotides long. RefSeq names its product ladybird homeobox 1a (gene lbx1a). The record is from RefSeq and is a predicted model, not a curated record. Gene Ontology annotation, biological process: regulation of DNA-templated transcription. Bases 761 to 1612 code for a protein of 283 amino acids. Lineage: Eukaryota; Metazoa; Chordata; Actinopteri; Mugiliformes; Mugilidae. The transcript has 2 exons. Gene Ontology annotation, molecular function: DNA-binding transcription factor activity, RNA polymerase II-specific; DNA binding.
AGCAGCACUGGGGCAUAGUUUUGUGUUGGAGCAUAACGCGUGUCACAGCCCUGUGCCUGAUUUCAUUUUCUUCCUUUCUUCCGUUUUGCUGAGCGGCUUAGAGCUCAUCGUUUGUGUUUCUGAUUGUAAUUGGCCUGAAGAUUGACGCAGCCAUAGAGCGAGUUAAUCCGAAUUGGCUCGAGCUCGCCGAUGAUCCGGUGCCAAUUACAAAGUGUGAGCAAAUGGGGCUAAUAUGACGAGGAGAGAAAACAUUUGCUUGUUUUUUUUUUUUUUUUUUUUUUUUUGUGACAAAUUAUCUAAGUGGAAAGCGAUGAGUGGCCCUGCUCUACUUUCUAAUUGGACUCCUCCUCUCUUACCCUCUAAUUACCUCUCCCCGUGAUCUGACUGUGUCUCUCUCUCACACAGAGAAAUAGAAAAAAACGAGAGAGAGAGAGAGAGGGAGGGAGAGUAGUAAUUGAUUGCCUUCCAGCCAGCAAUAACAUGUUAGCAGUGGUCGCUGCUGCUCCUUGUGCAUCGCCGUCCACCAAAUGGGUUGGACUCGCUGUGCGCUACUCUGGAAGCGCGGCUCAGAGACGCGGCGGGACUCUUACUGGGAGUCAGAAGUGUCCACGCAGCCAGGCGGCCGACAUGAGGCUGCAGAGGCACCUGUGAUCCGAGCUGUUUUAUUUUCCUCCUGUUCUCUCCGUGCACAACUGUCUUCACCACUAUCAUUUGGGGCUUUGAAGCGUUCUUCUUUAAAACUGCGACCCACCGAGCAGCCAUGACCUCUAAGGACACCUCGAAAUGCCCGGUGGAGCUGGAGGAGAGGGGGCGCAGUCCGCUGGAUCAUCUACCUCCACCGGCCAACUCCAACAAGCCGCUGACGCCUUUCAGCAUCGAGGACAUCCUCAACAAGCCGUCCGUCCGGAGGAGCUACUCCCUGAGCGGAGCGGGGCGUCUGAUCUCUCCCGGGGAGAAGCUGCUCUCGGCGGGCCACAGCCUGCCGGGCGGGCCGCUGCUCUGUCAGUCGUCGCCGCUGUGCGCACUGGAGGAGCUGGCCAGCAAAACCUUCAAGGGCCUGGAGGUCAGCGUCCUGCAGGCUGCUGAGGGCAAAGAUGGCCUGGCCUUCUUCGGUCAGAGGAACAACCCUAAAAAGCGCAGGAAGUCCCGCACGGCCUUCACCAACCAUCAGAUCAACGAGCUGGAGAAGCGUUUCCUGUACCAGAAGUACCUGAGCCCCGCAGACCGGGACCACAUCGCCCAGCAGCUCGGCCUGACCAACGCGCAGGUCAUCACCUGGUUUCAGAACCGACGGGCGAAGCUUAAACGGGACCUGGAGGAGAUGAAGGCGGACGUGGAGUCGGCCUCGGCUGUGGGAGCCGUGGCUCUGGAGAAGCUCUCCAAGCUGGCCGAGCUGGAGAAGACAGGUUUGGGCGGAGGGGUGGUCUCCGCGCCGGGACGCGCAGAGAGAGACCAAGUGUCCUACACGUCCCAGAAUAACACUACCGACAUCCUCUACUCCAGCAGGCCGCACGCGUCGCCUCCUUCUCCCGCGUCUCCUCCGUACACAGACCCGCCCAGCAGCAAGUGCUGCUCGGAGGAUCCAGACGAGGAGAUUGACGUGGAUGACUAAAAC